UUAGGCCAAAUUUUCAGUGAAACAGUCGAAAAUGUCUGAAUUAAGCAUUGGACUAGUUAUUUUGGCUGUGCUUCUUUUCGGUUAUGAAACAACAAGCAAGAGCUGUGGCGAAGAAUCUCUCUAUUUCGACGAGAAAGACAUUGAAACUUUAAAAUGUACGCUGGACAUUUUGGAAAAAACCUACAAUGGGACUAAUGCUACUAUCUUUGAGGAUAGUGAUAGGAAGCACACGGUUUCGGCAGCUUUGGUAAUGACCGGUGAUACAAUUAUCAACCAGAUUUAUGAAGACGUUUUUCCGGAAGUGUUUUGUAAACGAUGUAAUUUGAAAGUGACGUCGAAUAAGUUAGCGAUUGUUGUGAAAUGUUACCAGUGCAUUGAUACUACGACUCGACUGCCCACGGGCCCCACAGAAUAUAAAAAAGUUUUCAUUUAUUGAAACGUCAGGUUUGAAUGUAGCGCUUUGUCAAAAUGGCCGGAUGAGAGGCGCUCAGCGUCUUCCGGCGGCCAUUCGUGUAACUACUGCCUUUACUGUGUGACCGUGACAAACAUGGCUCCUACAAAACCCAAAUCAGCGGAUAAAUCCGCUGGCAAAAAAGAGGAAAAGAAGAAGCCGGCGUCCGCCCCUGCUGCCGCCUCCGGCGCCGGGUCGUCGUCUAAGGUCGCCCCGGCCCCGAAAGCCGCCGCUAAGGCCACCGGAGCGUCCGGUUCAGCCAAGUCAGCUGAGAAAAAACCCUCGGCGAAAACACCCGCCCCCAAGCCGGCCGCCGCCGCUAAGGUUUCCGGUGGCGCGAAAUCGGCGCCGGCCGCCGCCUCCAAGCCCAAGUCCGGGGCUAAGCCCGCCGCGAAGGCCACCGCCAAAGCUGCGGGCAAGCCCGCGGCGAAGCCCGCGGCCAAAGCGGGGGCCAAGAGCAAGCCAACGACGAAAGUCGCCGGGAAGCCGAAGAUUCCGCCAAAGGCUAUCGUGACGAAGCCGAAGAAGACCGUUCCAGUUAAGCAACAGAAGGGAGUUGGGAAGAAGGUAGCGCCUGCGGCUCCGGUUCAAAAGGCUUUGAAGGUACAAAAGAAGGUUAUCAAGGGGCCAAAUGGGACCCAUGCCAGGAAGAUUAGGACGUCGGUGCAUUUCCACCGGCCUAAGACCUUCAGGCCGCCCAGAAAUCCCAAGUAUCCCAGGAAAUCGGUUCCGAGUAGGACUAGGAUGGACGCUUACAAUAUCAUCAAAUUCCCUUUGACUACUGAAGCCGCAAUGAAGAAGAUUGAGGAUAAUAACACUCUGGUGUUUUUGGUGCACACAAGGGCUAACAAGCACCACAUUAGGGCCGCUGUUAAGAAACUGUACGACAUUAAUGUGGCGAAAGUUAAUACUUUGAUUAGGCCCGAUGGUAAGAAGAAGGCUUACGUGAGGCUAGCCAGAGACUACGACGCGUUAGAUGUAGCAAACAAAAUUGGAAUCAUAUAAAAGGUGUCUUCACUUUUUUUGUACAUUUUGACGUAUGAAUAAAACUUGGAGAUGCUUCAAAAAUUUUAUUGUUCAAACUUUUUUACAAAUAAAAAAUUAAUUCUUU
This is a messenger RNA of Tribolium castaneum (red flour beetle), 1562 nucleotides long. RefSeq names its product large ribosomal subunit protein uL23. Lineage: Eukaryota; Metazoa; Arthropoda; Insecta; Coleoptera; Tenebrionidae. Gene Ontology annotation, molecular function: structural constituent of ribosome; rRNA binding. Gene Ontology annotation, biological process: translation; ribosomal large subunit assembly. The record is from RefSeq and is a predicted model, not a curated record. The coding region runs from base 548 to 1456 and encodes 302 amino acids. The transcript has 2 exons. Gene Ontology annotation, cellular component: cytosolic large ribosomal subunit; ribosome.